Racocetra persica is the source of this 255-nucleotide messenger RNA. Lineage: Eukaryota; Fungi; Glomeromycota; Glomeromycetes; Diversisporales; Gigasporaceae. The record is from the annotation of a GenBank genome assembly.
CAUGAAACUUUUUCAAGUAACUAUACCUAUUUUAAAACUUCUUCUUCAUCUACAGAACAAGAAAAUCAGGUUUAUAUUAAUUUAGUACCAAAAAUUAAUGAGGAUUUAUUGGACAAUCGUAUACCUCUUUUUAUUGAGAACCUUUAUCAAAUAGGUGAUUCUACAAGAGAACUCUGUAAGCAUUAUUAUCAGCUAGGUGAAAGAUUAGCAAUGCAUAAUUGGGAUGAAGAAGUUAAAGGGGAAAUGAAGGACUGA